CUCAUUGUACUUUACAAGAGAAAGACACGACAGUUAGUUCCACAUAGUACGUGUCAAUUAGAUUUUGUUAAAAUUUGCGUCAUCUUAGUAACAGUUGACUCACACAUUCAUUCUGCUAUGUAAGUCUUAGUAUUGGGAGCAGAAAAAAAAAUUAAAAUAAAGAAUCGAAGUAAAGGAGAACAUUAUCAAGAUUUCAAGAAAAAAAUCAAGCAUGUGGAUUAUUUUAAGUAUGUUAUUGUUUUCAGUCACCUUCACUGAAAGUCUCUUUUUUACGAAAGAGAAAAACCCAGAUGAAAUAGAAAAAGCGGCCCAGAAAGGUAUCGACAGCAAAUGUCUGUUAAAAAGUGCAACAGGUGACUGUACUUACUACACUUGUAUCAAUGACCGCUAUCCCUGUGGCAGCGAAGGCUUUGCUAUCCGGUUUGGACUCUAUUAUUGCAUGAGGAUGCGGAAUAAAAUUAACAGUUUAAAUGCUGCAGGAAGAGUUUGGGCAAAUUCCACCCUAAGGUGCCAGAGUGAAGCGCUGAACCCACUGUACCAGUCCUCAUCUCAAUCUUGUAAGUCUAUCUCUGAUGCAGGCUUUGAUGCAAUGCAUCGCUGCUUCAUAGAAAAUAAUUUCUGUGACAUAAACUGGGAUAACCGAGAUGCAAUAUGGGAUAUAUUUGACGCCACAGAUUUGGGGCCAGGAUCAGCUGCAUCACAGAAAAUGUGGUCAAAAGUCUUGAAGACAUCCGGAAGCUGCUUAUCUCGUAGAGCAACACAGUUUUCUGAUUGGCUACGAGAAAGAACAGAAAGCAUUGGACAAGUAAUUGAAGACUUUUUCCGUGGAAUUUUGGAAAAGAUUAAAAAAUCCAUCAGAGAAUGAGGUCCAUUGAGUAUAUAAAUAACAAAAGAGGAAUUUUACAAUGUAAAAGUAUUAAUAAUCCUGAUUAUGUUGACGGCGAAGAUUAUUAUUAUUAUUAUUAUUUAUUAUUAUUAUUAUUAUUAUUAUUAUUAUUAUUAUUACAAUUGAUUUAAGAGUAAAAAUGACAGGUUUAUACUUUUCUAACACAAUCUGUUUAAAUUAUGGAAAGGAAUUUUGAUUCAGUUCUUUUAUUGUUAUUUAUUUAUUAUUUUUUGAAAUAGUUGAUUGAAUAUUUUCACUUGCUAAAUCUGAGACAUUUUCAUAAAACAAAACUGAAGCUACAAAAUAAAUAAAUACAAAAAUAAAAUUAAAAAAUAUAAUUCUGGAAUUAGCAUUUAAACUCAGACAUAAGAUUUAAAAAAAUUUAUUUUUUGUUGUUGGUUCUGAUGAAAAUUUCAGUUUGAUUGAUAGAGGCACAUUGACUGUAACUGAGUUACAAUGUUGUCUAUAGACCACAAUAUGUUAAAAUCCCACCAAGGUCAAUUUUGCCUUUCAUUCCCCUUGGAUCAACAAAAUAAAGCCCCAGUCAAAUAUUGAGAUAGAUUUAAACCGAUUAACCCCUAACUCCAAAUCUGUGGUCUUGUGUGUAUGUUAUAAAUUAUUAGUAUUAAAAAAUGUUGGAAGCUGGCGGAAUCAUUAGUGUUAUCGGAAGGAACAGUUUUUCUUCUUGGCUCUUUAUUUUCCAAGCUGAAAAUCUUGCUGAAAUCAACUUUAUCUUUCAUCUCUCCAAGAUUGAUGACAAAAUACUUGUCAAGUAUUGGAGUAAAUUGCAUUAGCUAAUUCCUUCCCUCAAAACUGCCAGUUUUGUACCUAAAUUGAAAACAGUUGUUAGUAUUAAUGGGAAUAAUAUUUUAAUACCCUAAUCGCAUUGAUUCUGUUUAUGAUUUGGUAGUUCCCAUUUCCAAUAAUUUCAUUCCCAUUUGUCUUCAGAUCCUUAUUUGUCAUAUUUAUGUUCAUGUGCUCUGGUUAGGCUUGUUAUUAUUCUUUUCUUCUUUCUUUCAUGCCUGUCUCCAAUGUUCUUUAUUUGAACCUUGCAUGAAAUAACAAUUAGCCAGUAGUUCAAAUCCAAACAUGUACACAUGUACAUAAACAUUACAAAUGUGAUCAUUGGAAAACAAGUUGUUUGGAAGUUUAGGAAUUUAACCAAAACAGAAUAGGAAAAAAUUAAUGGUUUCUCCAAGUUCCAAUCCUGUUUCAAUAUUGCGUGAUUGUCACAGGAAGGCACCAUCCAGCUGGGAAAUCAAUUUACUCCAAUAAAACAACCAUUCGAUCCAUAUUAGCCUGGAAAUUUAGAUGUACACUA
Molecule: messenger RNA, 2207 nt
Organism: Octopus sinensis (East Asian common octopus)
Lineage: Eukaryota; Metazoa; Mollusca; Cephalopoda; Octopoda; Octopodidae
Exons: 4
Coding region: 212-865 (217 amino acids)
Biological process (GO): intracellular calcium ion homeostasis
Cellular component (GO): extracellular region
Molecular function (GO): hormone activity
Source: RefSeq, a predicted model, not a curated record